This is a messenger RNA of Alligator sinensis (Chinese alligator), 2562 nucleotides long. It is a transcript of the gene MUTYH, whose product is annotated as mutY DNA glycosylase. Gene Ontology annotation, molecular function: oxidized purine DNA binding; adenine/guanine mispair binding; purine-specific mismatch base pair DNA N-glycosylase activity. The record is from RefSeq and is a predicted model, not a curated record. Bases 343 to 2133 code for a protein of 596 amino acids. The transcript has 15 exons. NCBI's taxonomy places the organism in Eukaryota, Metazoa, Chordata, Crocodylia, Alligatoridae. Gene Ontology annotation, cellular component: nucleus. Gene Ontology annotation, biological process: base-excision repair; mismatch repair.
GCGGGGGCCUCGUGGCUGGAGGGCGGGGAGGAAUCUGGUGCUUUGAUUGGUGGCUGGCCCGCCGGUCCGCCUGUCAGGAGCGCUGAUUGGUGAGCGCGCCGCUAAUCCCGCCCUUACCUCACCUCGGAAAGAGAUCUGGUCCGCCCGCCUCUUCCGCCCUUCCGGCGCUCGUUCUGAUUGGCUCCUGUUCAGCGGGGAGGGAAGCUCUGAUUGGUCCCCGCGACACGGAAGUGUUUCCCCGGGAAAAUCCAGCGUGCGGGUAAAGGGGGAAUGGGAAUCGCGUCGGGGCAUGCGGGGCCCGGAGGCUGCUAGCCUUUCAGCGCGCGGUCCGGUCCACAGUGCAUGGUCUGUGGUGUGUGGUCCAUAGACCACGGUGCAUGGUCCACAGCCUCCAGUCCGCAGUGUGCGGUGCAUGGUUCAUCGUGCACGGUCCACAGUGCGUGGUCCACAGCAUGCGGUGCAUGCCAGACCAUGGGCAGACUCCGAGCAGCCGCUGCUGGCAUCGGGCGCAGGCCGCAGCCGGGCACGGGGCCAGCGAAGCGAUCAUCCGGCAGGUGCAGGGAGACGACGGCGCCCCAGAGAGGAGCGAGCUGUCCAGCGCCUGCCCAGCCGUCUGCCUUCCAUCUUUUCGUCGACACAGCCGAGAUCGAGGCCUUUCGGACGUCCUUGCUCGCCUGGUAUGACAGAUGCAAGCGGGACCUUCCCUGGAGGAGACUGGCCGAGAGUGAACCGGACGUGGACAGAAGAGCAUAUUCAGUGUGGGUGUCGGAGGUCAUGCUGCAGCAGACGCAGGUGGCCACGGUGAUGGACUACUACACGCGCUGGAUGCAGAAAUGGCCGACGCUGCAGGCGCUCGCCGACGCGUCGCUGGAGGAAGUGAACGCGCUGUGGGCCGGCCUCGGCUACUACUCGCGGGGGAAGCGGCUGCAGGAAGGAGCUCGCAAGGUGGUUUCCGAGCUGGCAGGUCGGAUGCCCCGGACGGCUGAGGAGCUGCAGAAGCUGCUGCCAGGAGUGGGGAGAUACACAGCAGGCGCCAUCGCCUCCAUCUCCUACGGGCAGGCCACGGGCGUGGUGGACGGGAACGUGACGCGGGUCCUGUGCCGCCUGCGAUGCCUCGGCGCCGACACCAGCAGCCCACCCGUCACCGAGCACCUCUGGGGCCUGGCCCACACGCUGGUGGAUCGGGCCCGGCCCGGAGACUUCAACCAGGCGCUGAUGGAGCUGGGGGCGACCGUGUGCUCUCCUAAGGCCCCGCUGUGCGCGGAGUGCCCCGUGCGGCCGCACUGCUGGGCGCAGCGCAGGGUGGAGAAGGAGCUGGAAGUUGCCUCCAGGAGACUGCUGGGAAAAGCCCCCUCCAGCUGCCCCCCAGAGCCUGACAUCGAGGAGUGCGCCGCCGGUGCCUCGGGGAGCUGCCCCUUGUGCCCCCCUGCCUUGGAGCCAUGGGAUGGCAGCCUCAGGGUGGCCAACUUCCCCAGGAAAGCCGCCAAGAAGCAGCCCCGGGCGGAGCGGACGGCCACGUGCGUGCUGGAGAGGAGCGGCCGCCGCGGGGAGCCGGAGUUCCUGAUUGUGCAGAGACCCAGCUCAGGCUUGCUGGCGGGGCUCUGGGAGUUCCCCAGCCUGCUCGUGGCCCCGGAGCUGAAGGAGAAGCAGCAGAGGGAGGCGCUGGCGGGGCACGUCCGGGCCCAGACGGGCACGGCCGUUGCAGCAGGACGCCUGCGGCACGUUGGGGAGGUCGUCCACGUCUUCUCCCACAUCCACCAGACGUACGUGGUGUACUCCCUGCUCCUCGACGGCCCCAGGGCCGCGGCGCCGGUGAAGCGGGAGGAGGAGCCGGAGCUGCCGGCGUCCCGGUGGGUGACAAAGGCUGAUUUCCAGGCAGCCGCUGUCUCCACGGCCAUGAAGAAGGUGCUGCAGGCGUGCGAGAGGCAGAGCCGCGAGGAGAAGAUGCCCCGCACGGUGAGCACCUCAGCGUGGGCACGGCCAGUGUCCGGGACCACAGCACAGCAUGUCUCAGCCCUGCCCUGCGUGGGUAGAGCUGGGGGAGUCUCUUCCUUCCCCCAUGCGCAGGGCACUACUUGUCUGCUGGGACCCCCCGGGCAUCUCCUCUUCUGCCCCUGGGGUCUCAGACCUUGACGGGCCCCUGCGCUCCUGCCCUCCCCCUGGGGCACUCGAAUUCAGUCUCCUGGAGCACUUUGCUCCACACCUUGGGGUCACAGGUGGGGCCAGGAGGGGAUUUUCUCCGCUUGUGGGAGGCGCUGGGGGGUGCCAGCGAUGCUGCUGGUGCUGAGAAACCCAGAGGUCCCUGGCUGGGGACUGGCUCUCCCACUCAGGGGCAGACCCAGGGCCCCAUGUGGAGUCAGGGAGGGAUUUUCCCUUCGGUCUGCGGGGGCUUUGCCUUCCUCCAGCAGGGGCAGGUGCAACUCCUUCCCCCCCAGGGAGUGGUAGGGCCUUGGUGCCAAGUAGCUGCAUGGCAGGGUUUGCCCUGGCUGUUUUGGGGGACUCCUUGCCUCCGUGGUCCCAUGAGCGCAGGGGACUGGCUUUUUCCUCCAUCCCUGAACCCUG